This is a messenger RNA of Strigops habroptila (Kakapo), 4057 nucleotides long. It is a transcript of the gene CRIPT, whose product is annotated as CXXC repeat containing interactor of PDZ3 domain. NCBI's taxonomy places the organism in Eukaryota, Metazoa, Chordata, Aves, Psittaciformes, Psittacidae. The coding region runs from base 229 to 534 and encodes 101 amino acids. Gene Ontology annotation, biological process: cytoplasmic microtubule organization. Gene Ontology annotation, molecular function: PDZ domain binding; microtubule binding. The record is from RefSeq and is a predicted model, not a curated record. Gene Ontology annotation, cellular component: dendrite. The transcript has 5 exons.
GGCGGGAGGCGGCGGUGCGGCCCGCUGACAGGGCCCCGCUCCGCGGCACCUACCCCGCGACGCGAGGGGCAAAAAGGGGGGAAGGCUCCGGCCCGCCUCUUACCACAGGGCUGCGGCCGCCGCGGGGCCGCCGGGCGACAGAAACCGGCGCUCCGAGGGCGUCAGUUCCUGGGAGGACCCGGAAGCGGGUUGUGGUGGUGCCGUUGUUGUUGUGGUGGAGGGGUCGCCAUGGUGUGCGAGAAGUGUGAGAAGAAGCUCGGCACUGUGAUCACUCCCGAUACGUGGAAGGAUGGUGCAAGAAACACGACAGAAAGUGGUGGCCGCAAGUUAAAUGAAAACAAAGCAUUGACCUCAAAGAAGGCAAGGUUUGAUCCUUAUGGAAAGAACAAAUUUGCAAUCUGUCGGAUUUGUAAGAGUUCUGUGCAUCAGCCAGGGUCUCACUAUUGUCAAGGAUGUGCCUAUAAAAAAGGCAUCUGCUCAAUGUGUGGCAAGAAGGUCUUGGAUACGAAGAACUACAAGCAAACUUCUGUCUAAUUGUUUUGACUAGUCUUUUUAUAAACUUCUGUGUCUUUGUACAGUAACUUUUCUCUGAAAUCAUUUGUGAAUACUACUUUCUGGAAGGUAAUACAGUUACUUAGAAUGAGAUGAGAGGUAAACAGAGUCUGGUGGCCUAGAAAUGUACAUAAUAUUUGUUUUUUCUUGUUUUAGCACUAAUGUUAACUGAUAUUUAAAGGUAAUGGUUUUCAGCAACUGAUACAGUUCAAACUGAAGGAGAAGAUCCUUGUGGAUAGGUUGAAACUAUCAUAACACAGAUCUUGGAGAUUUACACUUUUAUUCUUUGGACGUAUCUUGAGUCUUUGCUUGUCUGAUAGUAAUAUUUUAUAGACGUAUAAAAUACAAGCUUGUAUCACCUCAUUAAAGUAGUACCUUCAUUUACUUCUAUGCUUAUAGGUAUUUAUAAUUCCUCUCACCCCAAACUAGUACAUCCUCCCCUUUAAGUAUUGCUCUGAAGAUUUUAAUGCAAUUGUCCUGUUGAUUUUUAGUUUUUUUCCUGCCUCCAGUAGGGUUGGUUAAAGCACAAAUUGUUAAACUACUGAAAUCUAGUGUGUUACUCUCCCAGUUCUUACUUUGGCAGUAAGACUGAUCAGCUAUUCCCUUGUUAGCCUCUAAGGAGGCUUUACGUACGGCAUCUGGUGGCCCAAGGCAAUAAAAUAAUGAGCAUCAAUUUCUAAUGCCAGCUUUCAGUCUCAUCAUUUCCUAAGUUAGUCCGGCUUUUAAAUACUUGGUUUGAAACUGGCUCUUGAAUUCUAUGAUGUAAUUGCUUACAUACAUGUCAAAUCUGCAAGGUCAAGAUCUCUUCAGCAUUGGUUUGAUAUAAGACUUGAAGUGAGCCUCUGAGCAUGAGGGGUUCAGUGUGGCUCUGCAUUUCUUUUAUCUUUCAGUUAGUUUCUACAUAAGAAAGCAAUUCCUGUUAUGCAGAGUAAUAAGUGUUCACUGUGCAUGCAUAUUAAGGGAAAAGAAUAGUACUCGUAAUUCAUAGACCUAUUUAAGUGUGACUCCUCCCAGCAGUCUCCUCUUGGCAAUCUCUUGUGCUUUUGCAACUUUCUUUCAACUGUAACAAAAAACCUAUCAAUGGGAAUUUCUCUAUUAAUAGAUACUCUGGUUUAGGUUUCCUUUUGUUCUCAAAUCUGUUACUGAGAGAACUGCAUGACUAAUGGAGUCUGAAAAAUCGCUGUUCUUUCUAUGUGUAAGUGGAAGAAAAUAAAGAAUACUGAGGAUAUAGUUACUCUCUUAGCUCCUGCCAUACUGUGAUUAUACUGUAAGUAGCCCUCUAAAGGAUUGCCUGACAUUUCCUAUCACCCUUGACUAUCCAUUAUUGAGCAUUUGUCACCAAAGUUUCUUGUGCCGAAUGUGUUGACGUUUUGACAUCCUGCAGUUGCUAAAAUGGUAAUUCUUUUCAGCACUUGAUAUUUACUAAGAAGCUUUGUCAGGAUACUGGAGUGAGCUGGGUCCCCCAAAAGAGAGGAAUGCUGCUGCUUUUCAUUUUAAAAGCUUCACCUACCUUAACAGUUGAAUGGAGGUAUGAGGAUUACCUAGCUGAUAGCCUACAAAGUUAUUUCCAUAUGGUGGUGGCCGCUCAUUUCCAAACACGUUAAGGAAUUCUAAUAUUAGUGUACCUCUCUAUGGCACAUCCUUUGUGUGGAUGAAAAGAAAAUGUCUAUAAUUGACUUGAAGUAUUGCAGCAAUAUGUCAGCAGUGUCAGGUGGCAGAUUCUCCAGUGUUCUCUGAACUCCUCACCCUUUGUGGGUGUGUUCUAUAAGACUGAUUGAUUUUUGCUAUUCUGUGAAUAAUAAAACUCCUUGUCUUCCUAAAACUUGCCAGUAUCUGUAUUUCAACUGCUUGACUUUGUAAUUCUUGACUCUGUGGCAUGAAUUGAAUGUUUAUUGCACUCUGUAAAUAUUGGCACUGAAUGAACUCUUACCUCAUUUUGUAAAUGAUUUAAGAACAACAGGGAUUUAAAUAAUAUGAUCCUUUGUUCAUAAAUAUUUUGUGACUAGAGCUUGUAUGCAUCUGUAUCCUAUUACUGGGCAGCUGCUUUUGUAUGUUAGAAUGUAUUUUUAUUGGAAAAAGAGUACACUUUUGGGGUUUGUUUUGUUUAAUAGUGCAUACAAACAGUGGUUGGUUGUUCUGGUGGCUUGUACAUGCUUGGGAGCUUCCAUCUGUAGCUCUCAAACCUUCUUAGCUUUGUGAGAGGUUCAGUUCCUGAGAUCUGUAAAAUUUGCUGAUGCAACAGUCACAUUUCAGAAAAGCCAAUUUUCCAGGCGUUGCUUUGGAGACCCAUUGCUUUAGAUCUGGAUCACAAGCCCUCUCCUGCACCUCUGAGAUGCGCCACAGUUCAAGGCAAAGUUCUUGGUAAAGAAGCACUUAAAGUUAGCUUUUAAACUUGGAUACUCCUUCAGUGUAUUGAAUCGUCAUAUAAAAGCAUUUUUGUUGAUAACUAAAAAUGUCUUGUUUGCAUGAGAUGCCUUUCAUGAGACAUUGUGCAGUGAAAAACAAAAUCUGUAAUGGAAAGUUGCCAUUUUUGUUGAAUGUACUGAAAAGAACACAUUAAUGUUCCCAGAUGAGACAGAUGAUCAGGCUGUCCUUUAAAUCACAGGUUACAUAAGACAUUUGUGCUGCCAAAUUUAGUAGGAUUAGAAUUUUCCUCAGUAGCGCUGACUUCCUAUACUGUACUUGCUGUUUCUGCAUGUUCAUUGGCCAGAGCUAUUCCUGAGCUAAGUAUAAGCAACAUUUUGAUGCAGAUUACAGAGAGAAAAGAACAGAUUAACUAUAAAAAUAUUACUGUGCCUGUAGCAGCUGGUCAUAUGAACCUUGAAUAGGGGCUGUGGAAGGGUCCUUGUGUCAGGGUGUUCUCACAUUCAUGUUGUUGUUUUUAUUUUGUUAGGUGGUUUUGGUUGGUUGGGUUUGGUUUUUCGUUUGUUUGUUUCAUUUGUUUUGUUUUUGUUAAACUGUUCCUUCUGCUGGAAGCAGGAGAAAGGACCAUCCAGGACAGUCAUUCAGCAAUACUGUUCCAAGGCAUUAGGACUAUUUUAAUUGUUCACAUGUAGAAAUGUGGCAGGUUUUCUCCCCUCUUAGGUUUAUUCUGUUUAUUAUCAGUAGGAUAACAAGAAAGACUUCGUCUUAUAUACAGGGAUGUCACUGACCACUUUGCAUUCAGUUUUUCUUGAGAAUGUCCUAGACUUGCACCAAAAUAUCUUAUUCAGCAAAAUAAAAGAUCUAGAGGUUUCAGAGGGUAAGUCUGUUGCACCUAUGUGCUUGUUCUGGUAUCCCUCCUAUCAUCAGCUCAUCUCUCCACAGUGCCUCAGAUUGCACAAAUACUCCAGUGCUGUAUCAGCUGAGCAUCACUCUACCCAGAGACACUUAGGCCAGGACUCUCUGCCAAUCUCGACAAAUUCUGGGCAAGAAUGACUUGGUGCCUUUAUGUUGUCAGUGGACAUAAGAGUUAUGUGCAAAACAUUAAAAACCAAUAAAGAGCUGCUUGAAGUACUGCAAUGAA